UUUUUUUUCGAAAGUUCGAUAGACACGAGAUCCAACUGCAGCAAUUGACUUAAUCCCCCACAACCGUGUCGUGUCUCAACCCGCCCAGUGCGUUGGGGCGAGGUGAUCUGGGUUUAUCAAAAAUGAAGAGAAUACGGUUAGACAGGUUAUCGAGUCAAUUGCUCUCUUCAACCCCGGCAAGACCAGCGUCCACAUCCCACUCCACUAGAAUAUGUCGAACAGCCCGAACAUCUAGAUUACAAACCCCUCUAUUAUGCCCCGGUCAAAGGAGAUGGCAGUCCACAACACCUGACGUGUAUACCGACCAAAUAGACUAUCAAGGAACUGAAGGAAAUGAAGGGACUUCAUACCCAUCCGAAGAAGGAAAAAUACAACCGCUCCCGUCGCCACCACCCGAACGAGCCUUAUACUCGGCAAAACUUGCGGCCUUACAUGCGCGACUCUCUCUCUCCUCCAAAAUUCCCCUCCAGAUUCUCGCCCGCACCCUAAUAGACCCCUCGGCCGAUUCCCACCCGCACUACAAUAAUGCGAACCUUGCAUUCCUGGGCGCUGCCCUGCUCCAGUACCACACGUCCGAAAUGCUCAUCAUGCGAUAUCCGCGCCUGCCCAUGACGAUUCUGUUCUCCGCCAUGAAGGGCUACUCCGGCGUGCCGGCGCUGAACCAAGUUGCACGAGCCUGGGGUGUGGAGGCUUGCGCCGCGCCAGGCGAGGAAGUAGAUCCCGGCGUCCUGCAAUUUUCAUCCGAUAAGCCGACCGUCAUGAUGAACAAGUGGGGUUACGUGCGCGCCGAGUCGAAGGAGCUUCUGAAGUACAAGUGGCGCCGAGGUGUCAGUAGUAGAGUUAUAUACGACGACGCCUUCGGUGAGCUAGUACAGAAAGACGGAAAGCCGGCACAGGAAGCUCAGGAGCAGGCGCAGAAAGAGGGAGAUGAUAAGUCCGAGGUCAGCGACGCACGGAAUUCUAGAGAUCUAGUCGUGAAUGAUCCAAGCCAGAAUGCGCACGCAAACUUCGUACGCGCCGUGGUCGGCGCCAUCUACCAGUACUGCGGGCGCGAGACCGCCAAGAUAUUUGUGCAGUCGCACGUCCUCUCCCGGAAACUCGAUUUGGAGAAUCUGUUCUACUUCAAAUUGCCCAUAAGAGAGCUGGCGCGACUAUGCGCCAGAGAAGAUUUCGACGAUCCCGUAGCGAGGCUGCUUAGUGAGACGGGACGGCUGAGCAGAACGCCGGUCUUUGUGGUGGGGAUCUACAGCGGCCGGGACAAGCUCGGCGAGGGUACCGGGCCCAGUCUCGAUGCCGCGAGGACGGCCGCGGCGAUUAACUCGUUGAAGUCGUGGUACCUAUACAGCCCCGGCGAUGUCGGAGUACCUAGCGACACCUUCGAUGAGGAUGCCGUUCACUGGGAACCAGCGUACGUCGAUAUCGGCGAGAUAAUAUCGUGAUGCGUCGUCGUCGGAUCUAGGCGAGGGGCUCUACAAUGGGACGUAAGAGGUUUACAACCGCGAGAAUUCUCCUCUCCUCUCCUCUGCGGAGCAAGGCGUACCAGUAUAGCCAUUGGAUAAAAAUAGGAGACGGCCGAAAAAAAGGACAAAUAACAUCUAUUCGAAAAUAAGAGAUGAUUGAUGAUUGAUGUCUUGGCUGUCGGCGGGACUUAUGUUAUGAGGGUGGAUUCAGGGGCCGGGUCUGCCAACGUUGUAUCAUUGUACCAUACUUUCAAAAACGUCCAUGAAGCUGGAUGGCCCAUGUAGAAAAACAUACAAGGACAGCACCACCCGUAAACCACUCUUCAGCCGAGUGUAAAUAUCUACUUGCACAAUUUACAUUCGAGGGUGUCGUCCCUAGUCUUUUUCUGGUGCUGUCAUUAUUGUAUAUG
Molecule: messenger RNA, 1870 nt
Organism: Annulohypoxylon maeteangense
Lineage: Eukaryota; Fungi; Ascomycota; Sordariomycetes; Xylariales; Hypoxylaceae
Product: 54S ribosomal protein L3
Exons: 1
Coding region: 123-1439 (438 amino acids)
Biological process (GO): rRNA processing; primary miRNA processing; regulation of gene expression
Cellular component (GO): nucleus
Molecular function (GO): ribonuclease III activity; double-stranded RNA binding
Source: RefSeq, a predicted model, not a curated record